ACCACACGUUUUGUGGCCGCUCCAGUCCACCGUCCUUAGUUGUGAGAAUUACUAUAAUAUACAUAUGUAUCUAAUUGCUGUAAUUUGUACAAUAUUAUAGUAUGACUACAUUACAAACAUCGAUAUUUUUUACCAACAUUGGAAAACAAUCGAUUUUGUGAUGACGCGAGCCUGCAAGAACUUAAAAAAAGUGUGGACGAUAUAUUAUUCGGUAGCCAAAGUAUAGGCAUUUUGUCGUACUCUCGCGAAAGUUACACGUUAGUUUGCCAGAAACGGGCAACUGAUAUUUAUUAUAGGACCGCAUACCUACGUUACAUACAAUGGAUAGUGCAUCGAGACCUAUUGACAGUAUUGCAGAUAAUCGCUAUUUUUGCCACAGCUGUGAUGCCGAAAUAGGGAGCGUAGCUGAUGAUUUUACGUGUCCAACAUGUCAUUUGGGAUUUAUUGAAAAAGUUGAAGAACAGCAAACUCCUGAAGAACUAGAUGAUGACGAAUUGGUUUUUUCUAAUGCACACUUUAUGGUGAAUGGAAUAUUAGGAGAUGGUGAACUAGCAGGAAGACGGAGGUCAAAUAUUCGUCGUCGUAGAUUUACAACAAGAGGUCCUCAUCUAAUGACAUUACAACCUGGAAGAGGCCCAAGGCGUAGUUCAGGUGGGACAAUUGAAAAUUUAGUAGAAGAUGUCAUUGUCAACUUUGCUGAUUAUGCUCGAUCAGGUGGAAGUCCAGUCAGUAGAUUUUUACUUGGUAACCCUGGUGAUUAUGUUUGGGGAAGAGAUGGAUUAGAUUCAAUUGUAUCACAGUUAUUAAAUCAGAUUGAUGGAGCUGGACCUCCUCCAUUAACAAAAGAGAAAAUACAAGAAAUUCCUACAGCAGUUAUUUCUCAAGAACAUUUAGAUUUGAAACUCCAAUGCUCUGUUUGUUGGGAAGAUUUUACAAUUGACGAAAAAGUAAUGAAACUAGCUUGUGAUCAUAUGUUUCAUAAAGACUGUAUUAUACCUUGGUUAGAAUUGCAUGGUACAUGUCCAAUUUGUCGUAAAUAUUUAGCAGAUGAUGGGUUAAGUUCAAUGAAUUCAGAUCCACUAGGAAUCAGUUUAGGUGUUGGACCUAAUUUAGCAGCACUCAUUAGAGCUCGUAGUAAUCCGCGUACUAAUACUGAUCCAGUAUGGGGAAUGAAUGAUUAUGAUAUGGCAUCUACGUCAUCUGACUGGCCUACACAACUUGGUAUUAGUUUACCACUUCCACUUGUGUCAUCAUCAUCAGCUACACAGACUCCAGCUGCAGCAUCAGGUAUGUCCACUUAUUCAUCCGUCACAGCUAGAAACUUACGUGACCAACGGUUGUCAACUUCAACUGCUGAUGUUGAACCUAUGGAAACUGACCAUGAUCAAAAUUUACCUGCAGUGAAUAAUGCAAAUAAUUCCUAGUCUUUUCUAGUAAAAACAAGUAUGAUUUUAGUACAAUAUGAGUUUACUGUUUAAUACAUGAAAAUGAAAGAAAUAUAUUCAAUUAAUAACAAUUAA
Messenger RNA from Rhopalosiphum maidis (corn leaf aphid), 1520 nucleotides. RefSeq names its product E3 ubiquitin-protein ligase RNF126-like. Gene Ontology annotation, biological process: positive regulation of DNA-templated transcription; protein ubiquitination; ubiquitin-dependent protein catabolic process. Gene Ontology annotation, cellular component: cytoplasm; nucleoplasm. Gene Ontology annotation, molecular function: ubiquitin protein ligase activity. The record is from RefSeq and is a predicted model, not a curated record. Bases 321 to 1424 code for a protein of 367 amino acids. NCBI's taxonomy places the organism in Eukaryota, Metazoa, Arthropoda, Insecta, Hemiptera, Aphididae. The transcript has 10 exons.